Messenger RNA from Micromonas pusilla CCMP1545, 4776 nucleotides. RefSeq lists its product as uncharacterized. Bases 1 to 4776 code for a protein of 1591 amino acids. The transcript has a single exon. The record is from RefSeq and is a predicted model, not a curated record. Lineage: Eukaryota; Viridiplantae; Chlorophyta; Mamiellophyceae; Mamiellales; Mamiellaceae.
AUGCGAACGCGCGCGGCGGCGACGGCGACGGCGACGGACGUGGGGCGGCGCGGCGGCGGCGCGGCGACGCGCGCGCUGCCGUUGCUGUUGCUCGCGGCGGCGUCGCUCGCGGCGGCGUCGCGCGUCGCGAGCGCGUCGCCGUCGCCGCCGUCGUCGCCGCCGCCGCCGCCGCACGCGCUCGACCGCGCGCCGUCGACCGCGUGGACGCGCGCGCGCAUCGAUCGCGGGCUCGCGCCGCUCUUCUCGCCGUCGCCGCCGCCGCCUCCGCCCCCGGCGCCGCGCGAGCCGCCGGCGCCGUCGCCGCCGCCGCACGCGCUGGACGCGCCGCGAGGGGCGCGGUUCGACGCGCUCGAGCGCAUACGGCUCGGGCUCGAUCCGCUGUUCGCGCCGUCGCCACCGCCGCCGCCGCCGCCGCCGCCGCGUCGGCCGCCGCACGCGCCGCCGCCGCGUCCGAGCGCGCCGGAGCGCCCGGCGACGCCGCCGGCGCCGAGGGCGGAGGCGCGGCCGCCGCCGUCGGAGGCGACGGAAACGCCGGUGGAGCUUCCGAGUUCGCCGCCGCCGCCGCCGCAGCAGCAGCAGCCGCCGCCUGUCGCGCCGCCGCAGCCUCGAACGGACGACACGCCGUCGGCGCCGCCGCCGCCGCGGAAGUCUUCGUCGCCUUCGUUCCCAGACGCCCCCGGCGCGCCCGGCGCGCCUCCCACGCCGCGGCAGCCGGACGCGCCGAGCGUGGAUAUGGCGCGCGCGCAGACGGAAGCCUCGCCGCCGCCGCCGCCGCCGCCGCCGCCGCCGCCGCACGCGUUGGAACGAGCGCCGGGGAGCGUGGACGCGCGCGAUCGCAUCUACGCCGGUCUCGCAGCGUUCCUGACGCCGUCGCCGCCACCGCCGAUGCCCGCGGAGCCGACGACGGCGCCGGCGGGAUCGCCCGCGACGCCGCCGCCGCCGCAGCCGCAGCCGUCGGCGCCGGAUUCGCCUCCCGCGCCGCCGCCGCCGCAGCCGCAGCCGCAGCCGCCGCAGCCGCAGCCGCCGCAGCCGCCAGCGCCGGCGUCGGCCGAGACGACGCCUUCGCCCGGCGCGCCUCGUGUGCCGAGCGUGCCGCCGGAACCAGUCGUCGCGCCGUCGUCGCCGGAGACGCCGCCGGCGGGAUCGCCCGCGACGCCGCCGCUCCCUCGGCCACCGAGACCGCCGGGCGCUCCCGCUUCGCCGGUGUGGGCAUCGACGCCAGACGUCCCGCCGCGGCCGGUGGCGACGCCGCCGCCGCUGAACACGCCGCCGGCUGUGCCGCCGGUGCCGGCUGUGCCGUCGUCGCCCGCGCAGCCUCGAGCGCCGAUCGUCGAGGUUCCGGAGGCGGUGUUAAAAUCGCCGACGCCGCCGCCGCCGCCGCCCGCGCCGCCUCCGGCUCCUCCGCGCUCGCCGUGGCGACCUCCUCCACCUGGAACGCCCGGAGUGCCGCCGCCGCCGCACGCGCUGGAUCGGCCGCCGGCGACGACGAGCGCCGCCGCGCGCAUCUUGGAUGGGUUGGGUUCGUAUUUCAUUCGGUCGCCGCCGCCGCCAAUGCCGCAGCCGCCGCCGCCGCCGCCGAACGCUCCGCCGACGCCCGGACAGCCCGCCAGGACUGGGCCUGGCGCACCGCCGCCGCCGUCUCCGUCGCCGCCGCCGAUCGCGUUCCCCUUACCGGUGGAAUAUACUCCGCCGGACGGGUCGCCGCGGUCGCCGGACGCGCCGAGCGAACCUCCGGCGUCGCCGCCGCGAGCGUCGCCGCCGCCACCGCAGCAGCAGCAGCAGCAGUCUUUCCCGCCGCAGCCGCCUGGAACACCUCUGCGACCUUCUCCUCUUGCGCCGGAUACCGCGGGCGCGGCCGAUCUUCGACCUCCUCCUUCUCCGGCGGCACCGCCGCCGCGACGUGAAGAACCUCCGCCUCCGCCGCCGCACGGGCUGGACGGCGCGCCGGUGGCGGAAGACGCGACGGACUCGGCGAACGCGUUGUCAGGGUGGUGGGCGUCUCUGUUCGCGCGCCCGCCGCCGCCGCCGCCGCCUCGUGCGCUGGAGUCGCCUCGUGCGCCGGAGUCGCCUCCCGUGCCGUCGUCUCCGGCGCCGGAUGCGACGAGUAUCAUCCCUGCGCCGAGCGCGGCGCCUCAGGUGCCGACUCUGCCGCCGGGACCGGAUCUCCCGCCGGAGCCGGGCGCGCCGGAGUCGCCCGCGGCGCCGGCGGCGCCGCCGCCCCCGGGCGCGCGGCCGCCGCUCGGACCGCCGGGCGUUCCCGAUGCGCCGGCCGCUCAGCCGCCGCCGCGGGGGUUCGCGGCGCCAGAUGGUCCAUCGCCGCGGCCGGUCGCGAUGAUCACGUCGCCGAGCGCACCGCCGACGCCGGCUGUGCCGCCGACGCCGGCUGUGCCGCCACGUCCGGCGCCGCGACCCGUCGAGCCGCGGGAUACCGCGGCGGAUGAUCGAUCUCCUCCCUUUCCGGCGCUUCAACCGGAACCGCGCCCGCCGCCGCCGCCGCCGCCGCCGCCGCCGCCUCACGGGUUGGACGGCUCGCCCGCGGCAGCGAACGCGACGGAAGGCAUAUCGGGAUGGUGGGCGUCGAUGUUCGCGCGACCGCCGCCGCCGAACGCGCCGACCGCGCCGACCGCGCCGCCGCCGGAUUCGCCAGAGUCGCCGGGGUCUCCUCCCGCGCCGACCACGCCGUCGCCGCCGCCGGUGCCGGUCUCGUCGACCUCGGAACGCGGCGUCCCGCCGUCUCCGGCGAGCGUCGCGGCGAUGCCGUCGCCGGGCGCGCCGUCGACGCCCGAAGCGCCGGCGACGCCGCCGGUCGCGUCGCGCGCGCCGCCGACCGCUCCGGGCGCGCCGCGGACGCCGUCUCCCGCGCAACCUCCGCGCCCUGAGACGCCUCCGACGCCAGAUGCGCCGGCGUCGCCGCCGUACGAUGAACACGAAGAAGAAGAAGAAGAAGCAACAUCAGCGCCGCCGCCGCCGCCGUCUGAAGAAGCGUCGGCGCAGGGGGAGACGACGUCGCCGCCGACCCCGAAUCCGCCGCCGCCGCCGCCGCCGCCGGUGAGUUACCUCGUGCCCGGCGCGUCGCCGCAGUGCGUCGAACUCGACGCCCUGCACGCGUCGUUGGACUGCGAAAAAAUGAUUCGGAGCCGCAUCUGCGCGGCGCUCAUGAGCCGGUUGCUCAUGGAGGCGUGCUACGACGCGAUGAAAGUGAAGCUGACGCCCGCGGCGACGGAGCUGGCGCGGGAGUUGGGGCUGCUCGGAGAAAGAAAUCCGCCGCCGGGGCCUCCAGGGCCGCCGCCGCCGCCGGGGACGAGCGCGCCGAAUUCUAUUACGAUCUCGCCGCCGCCGCCGCUUUCGCCGCCGCGUGCGCCGCGAUCACCUCCGCCGGACGCGCCGGCGAUGCCGCCUCCGGCGCCCGAUCGGCCGGGGCUUCCGCCGCGACCAGGCGCGCCGGCGGCUCCGGCGACGCCGGGGACGCCGCCGUCGCCUGUGGUCGUCGAGGAGAAGUCGCCGCCGCCGCGGGCGCCGAGCGAGCCGGAACGGUCGCCGCCGCGGGCGCCGAGCGAGCCGGGAAGGCCGCCGCCGACGGCGCCUUCGCCUCCUCCCCCGGGGCAGCCGCCGCGGCCAGCGCCGCCGCCGCCGUCGCCGCCGCCGCCUCCUCCUCCUCCUCCACCUCCACCUCCUCUACCUCCUCCUCCUUCUCCUCCCCCUCCUCCUCCAUCGCCUCCCCCGCCUUCACCGCCGCCGCCGCCGCCGUGGUGGAUGCUCGAGUGGGCGGCGCUGAACCCGCCGGGGCCGCCGGUGGUGUUCGACCCGAUUCGAAACCCGAACUGGCCGGACUUCGAAUUCGUGGACGGGGAGGAAUCGCCGCCGCCGCCGCCGCCGCCGGUGCGACCGGUGCCGGCGUCGGGGUCGUCGAACGCGCCGCCGCCGCCGCCACCGCGCGACUCGGACGCGCCGCGCGCGCCGAACGCUCCCGGGAUCAUCUUGCUGGACGAAGACGACGACCUCGAGCGGCCGUUCGCGUCGCCGCCGCCGCCGGCGCCGCCGUGGUACGUCUCCGCCUGGGCCGCGCUGACGCCGUCGCCGCCGUCGCCGCCGUCGCCGCCGCCGUCGCCUCCCUCGCCGCCGCCGCCGCCGUCGCCGCCUCCGUCGCCGCCUCCAGCGCCACCGCCGAUGCCGUGGUACCUCGUCCGCGCGCAGGGGAUCGACGAAGCGCAGGCGCUCGCGCUCGCCGCCGCGUUCGGGUCGCUGACCGGGGUGAACGCGACCGCGGCGAACGUCACGACGGCGAUGGCGGAGGAGGCGACGCUGACGCUCAUCGACGCGGUCGAGAACGGCGACGAUGCGACGCUCGCGGACGUCGCCGCCGCGGUCGCGCGGGCGAACGCGGAGGCGGAGGCGGCGGCGGCCGCCGCCGCGGGGGCGAAGAACGUGGACGCGAUCGGGACGGUGGUCGUAAAAUUCGAAUCGCCGCCGGCGCCCGAUCCGCUGCGGGUUUCGCCGUACUACGCCGGCGACGCGUCCGUCGACUCGUCCGCGGCGCCCGGGACGCUGUACUACGAGAAGACCGCGAUCGAGGCGUCGAACGCGGUGGACGCGAUCGAUCGCAGGGUGAACAACGACGCGGUCGUCUCCGGGGCCGCGGGGGCGAUCGGCGCGGCGGCGGCGUCGAGCUCGUUUUUGUACUCGCUGUUCCGAGACCCGAGCGUGGGGCCGUACUUGUUGCAGACGUGGGGGUAUUUGAACGGGCUGCUGAGCCCCGCGGGCGGGGGGAGGCCGUGA